GCGGCGGCGGCGGUGGGUGGCAGCGGGCGGCGGCGGCGGGGCCGCGCGCUCCUGGGAUGGAGGUCGGGCCCCGCGAGGAGCGCGCGGAGAGCAGAAAGGAGCAUUGGAAGCUGCUAGGCAACCUGAAGACCACAGUGGAAGGUUUGGUGUCCACCAGCAACCCGAAUGUCUGGUCCAAGUAUGGCGGCUUGGAACGACUCUGCAGAGACAUGCACAGCAUCCUCUACCACGGGCUCAUCCGUGACAAGGUGUGCUGCAGACAGAAGGAUUACUGGCAGUUUGUGAAGGACAUUCGUUGGCUGAGUCCCGGCUCUGCUCAUCACCUGGAGAAGUUCAUCAGCCUGCAGGAGAGCAGCCAGCCUGACCCGCAGGGCCCGGGGGACCAGGCCAUCGCGCAGCUGUGGUUGCAGCACAGCCUGCAGUGCCACUGCCUGUCGGCGCAGCUGAGACCGCUCCUGGGCAACCGGCAGUACAUCAGGAAAUUCUAUGCAGACACUGCCUUCCUGCUCAGUGACGCCCACGUCACGGCCAUGCUGCAGUGCCUGGAGGCUGUUGAGCAGAACAACCCCAGGCUUCUGGCUCAGAUCGAUACCUCCAUGCUGGCCGGCACGUCACUGCCAUCCCUGUGCGCGUCAGGUCCUUCUGCUGGGACAAGAGAGAUGUGUGACCACGAUGCUGAAGGACAGGAGGGCUGUCUGCCUGGGGAGCUGGGCUGCCUGGAUCAUUUCACUGAGAGCCUGCUUACCAGGAAGGGUGACGGUCCACCUCCGGUGACGAAGAGUCAGAGCCUGACUGCCCUCCCUGCAUCCCCGUAUGUUCCCGCUGCAGGCUGCAUGCAGCAGCGCUGCUUUGGGUCCUUCUCUAGCCUGCACCAUCCAGCCUCCUCUGGCCUCUCAGACAGGAGACCAGCGAGCUCCUCCGUCAGCUCCAGCACCAGCCAGCUCCGGGAGCGCUGCCUGUCCACCCGGUCCUCCUCCUUCAGUGAGGGCAGGUCCCCUCUGGAACAGCCUGGCUCUGUCAUCCACUUCCACGUCCCCUCACCCAAAGACCCCUUCUCUCCGGCCAGCGAGAUGAGCUCCAGCACCACCAGCCAGAGCGAGGACACUUGGACAGGGAGUCAGGAUGAUCCACAGAGUGAUGUUAAUGAUGGGCCGGAGUACCUGGCCAUUGGAAACUCGGGGCGCCGGGGCCGGGCAUGCAGCAGCGCCAGCACCAACAGCACCAAGAGCAGUAGCUCCAAACUCUUCUCCUCCAGCAGUUCCCAGAAGCUGGACUCAGUGUCAUCCCUGGGGGAGCAGGGGGCAAGCGGAGGUGGAAGCAGGGGCCUGAGCCUGUUGCGCCGGUCCAGCUUCUCAGAAGGACAGUCAUUAGCUCCGCAGGGCAUCCUCAAGAAGAGCCACGUGCGCUCGCACUCUGACACCAACGUGGCUUCAGGGAAAUUGCACGGAGGCCUCAGGGAUAUCACCAUUAUAAUAGAAGACCCAGUGGCAGAGUCCCACGGCGAUCCAGGUGGAGGGAGAGAGCCAGUCUCUGCUUCCACCCAGAGCAGUGAACUGAGCACACCCAGCUCCCUCUACAUGGAGUACGACUCUGGACAGUACCUGAGCUCGGGGGAAGGGAUGUUCAGAAGACCCUCAGAAGGGCAGUCCCUCAUCAGCUACCUCUCUGAGCAGGACUUUGGCAGCUGUGCCGACCUGGAGAAGGAGAAUGCCCACUUCAGCAUCUCAGAGUCCCUGAUCGCUGCCAUUGAACUGAUGAAAUGCAACAUGAUGAGCCGGCAGCUAGAGGAGGAGGAGGAAGACAGUGACAAGGAGAUCCAGGAGCUUAAACAAAAGAUUCGCAUUCGGCGCCAGCAGAUCCGCACUAGGCAUCUGUUCCCUACCUGCCAGGAGUUGGGCUCAGACAGUCUUGUGGCAACAGACAGUGGGUCCCAGUUCAGCUCCCAUGGCUCCAUGCGGCUCUCUGACUCCGGCUCUGCAGAGGAUGUGGAAGAGUAUGAGAUCCGAGAUGGUAACGAUGGAUCUAACCUGAUUCAAAUGUCCAAGAACGGCCUCUCAGUGUCAAUGGCUUCCUUGUUCUCAGAUGCAGACAUCAAGAGGAACCCAGACUCCAGCAGGAAGUCCUUUCUGUCCUCGGAGUCCAUAUCCCACUCCUUCCUCAAUUCCAACUCAGCAGAGGCCGUGGCCAUGGGCUUGCUGAAACAGUUUGAGGGCAUGCAGCUCCCGGCCGCCUCUGAAUUGGAGUGGCUGGUCCCUGAGCACGACGCCCCACAGAAGCUCCUGCCGAUCCCUGACUCUCUGCCCAUCUCUCCCGACGAUGGAGAACAUGCCGACAUCUACAAGCUGAGGAUUCGGGUGCGCGGAAACCUGGAGUGGGCCCCACCGCGACCACAGAUCAUCUUCAAUGUUCACCCAGCCCCAACGAGGAAGGUGGCCGUGGCCAAGCAGAAUUACCGGUGUGCAGGCUGUGGCAUCCGGACUGAUCCUGAUUACAUCAAGCGGCUGCGGUACUGUGAGUACCUGGGGAAGUAUUUCUGCCAGUGCUGCCACGAGAAUGCCCAGAUGGUCAUCCCCAGCCGCAUCCUGCGCAAGUGGGACUUCAGCAAGUACUAUGUGAGCAACUUCUCCAAAGACCUGCUGAGCAAGAUCUGGAGUGACCCGCUCUUCAAUGUGCAGGAUAUCAAUCCUGCCCUGUACCGGAAAGUGAAGUCUCUCAACCAAGUGUGGCUGCUGCGAAUCCAGCUUUUCCACAUGAAGAACAUGUUUAAGACGUGCAGGCUAGCUAAAGACCUCCUGGACUCCUUUGAUGCGGUGCCUGGGCACUUAACGGAGGAUUUGCACCUCUACUCGCUGAGCGACCUCAGUGCCACAAAGAAAGGGGACCUGGUGCCUCGCCUGAUGGAGCUCCUGAAGGCAGGCAGCCUGCAUGUUGAGAAGUGCAUGCUGUGCCAAGCCAAAGGCUUCAUCUGUGAGUUCUGCCAGAAUGAGGGUGACAUCAUCUUCCCCUUUGAGCUCAACAAGUGCAGGAUAUGUGAAGAGUGCAAAGCCUGCUACCACAAAUCCUGCUUCAAGUCCACCCGCUGUCCCCGCUGUGAGCGGCUUCAAGCCCGGAGAGAGCUGCUGGCCAAGCAGAGCAUGGAGUCCUAUGUCUCAGACUAUGAAGACGAGCUGGAGCAGCCGGAGGCGGUGGCAGCCACAUGAGCAUGUUGCAGCGGAGGAGCAGAUCAUGGGUUUAUUUAUGUGCGUGGCCUUCGUCACCAGAGACUGAGCCACGUGGACUGGAGAUGAGGAGGACUGUCAGGAGGCUUGGAGCGCUGUCUUGAAGGGAUCUGUUUUCCCCUGUGCAGUAGUGCUGGGCUGGGGAAGGGGUAUCUUCCAUCGUCCAGGUCUGCUCCAGGUACUGCUCACACUCCCCGAUGCCUUUGCUUGGGGAAAGGUGGCUGCUCCUGCUUGUCCUGCAGGCAGAACAGGGGCCUUUUCUGAGCAGUUGUUCAUGCUGGACCAGGCAGGGCUCUGCUGCCAGUCCCUGUGCCCUGUUCCCUGGCAGGGUCCCCCGGGAGGUCAGCAUUUUCUGCUCAUCAGCUGUAUACUAGGAAGCUCUGGCCAUGUCUACUCCUUGGAGGGGGGAAUCGGCUCUCUGAGUCCUCCAGUCCCCUGUCCUGCUGCUGUGGGUUGUGUGCAUGGAGGGAGGGUAGGGGUUUGGGGUUGGUUGUAUAUUUAACAGCUCCCUUUCUCAAAUCUGGCUUGGGACACUGCCAGAGAGCGGUUGCUCUCGCUCCAGAAUCAGAGCAGAGGAGGUGGCAAUGGUGAAAAUGCCAGAUUUCUGCCUCACCUCUCCGUGCCAUCUGUGCUGAGUUGCUUUCCCUGCCUUCUGCCCGCAGCCUGUGCUGCAGAGGGGCAUUGCCCCCGGAGCAGCCGCACAAGGGGACCAGUGCUGCUGGGCUUUCAGCGGAGGCAGAUCCCUAUGGCCGGGGGGUGCGGUAAGUGAAGCUUCCCACCCUGCUUCCUCCUCUUGCUGCCAGUCUGUCCUCCUGGGGGGACAUGUCGUCCUCUAAGGGCGACAUGGGACAUCACUGGUGGCACCAGGACUUGCCUUGCAUGCAGCUGCCUCCUGCCCGAGACCCGUCAGGAUGUGGGUGAAGGCUCAGCCCUCCGACUGCACCCCCCGAGCCUCUGUCUCGGUUUGUUCUUUUAGGUUGGGUUUUUGUUUUUUAAUCUGCUGGAUUUGGUUUUAUUUUUUUAAUGCAGUUGUUUGUAUUUUUAACUGUGUGUUCCCCCGAAAGGAGGUGCUGCUUGAAAUGCCUCUUUAGGGGAUGUGUGAUCUGUUUAGGACUCACUGGUAUAAAACCUCCAGGGCUGUCCUGCUCCUGGUUGCUCACCCCUGGAUGGGGCUGGCGUUUGCCAGGUGUCCCCUCUCCCAGCAGAUCUCCUGGUCCACUUGGGAGAGGGGUCCCUGAGCCAGGCAAAGCCUCGAGGCUUCCCGUCUGCAGUGCAGCGGGGUGGCCAGGCAACCUGCACGCAAUGGGGGGUGCACGGGGGAGAGGGGUUUGGCACUAGGGUGCUGCAAAGGGUUGGUCCCUCACCGAUGCAGAGCUGCCUGCCACGACCGAUGGCUCCACAGGGUUGCACCCGGUGGUACAAGGUGAGCUCUGCGCUCUAGGGCUAGCGGUCGGUGGAGGAGGUGCCUCUGCAUCGCAGGAGGAUGCUUUAGCCCAUGGCACGGGUGAGUGUCCAGCACCACCUUAGCAUGGGUGGGAUGUGGGGUGGCAGUGGGGUGUUUGGAAGGACAGUGUGGCCUGUGUACGUGUGAGAAGGGUGUUGAGGGACUGGGGAGCAAUACACUGGCAGAAGGCAUCUAGGGGCAAUGGCUUCUGCAGGGCGUGCCCUGGCUUGAGGCUGGGACGUGACCGUUGUGGGCUGUCGCUGCAGGGCUGGCAGGGUUGGGGGGGGUUGAGAGAGGCUGGGACCAGGAGAGGUGGCCACAGGGCUUGGUCAGGGAAGGUGGCUGCAAGCCUCACUGCUGGGGGUCUGGCUGCUGCAUGGCAGUAUCCCUCCCCUGCUCUGCAGCAUCCUGACAAAGCCAGGUCUAGCCUGGGAAGGGGAGUUCAGCUUCCCACUCACUCCCCUGGGGUUUUGCCUCCUCCUGUCUUGCUUCUGCUUGUUUUCCAUAGGGGAGCAGCUUCUCUCCCACUUGCUCUCUGUCUCUGCAAGCCCUGGGGCUGCCAGACACUGGUCCGCCUUGGUCUUGCCUGUCCCCAGCCCCAAGCUGAGCCCUCCUGCUGCUGCCCAGAGCUGGCACCCCCUUCCCUGGAGCUGCCUCAGCAGCACACCUCCAUCCACCCUGUUUUGUUUGAAGCACUUUAAUGUCAUGGGACAGCAGCUGAGAGGCUGCCUGUGUCCCUUUCUAGAAGCACUGAGUACAUUUAGAGAGGAGGGAAGGGAUUUUGGCUUAUUUGUGGUUUCCACCCUCUGCCAUGGACUUUCUCUGGAAGCAGCGAGACUUGCAAACCCGGCAGAGGUCUCCAGGGCAGGGUUGUGCCCAGCACUGACACUGCUGCCCAGCACUGACCGCUAAGAGUAACACUGGAACUGGGCAAGGCAGUGGGCUCUUUGUAAGGGAGAGCAAGGGGCUGCCCCGGCCACCAACUGGAGCCCUCCCCAUGGGACUAUUGCACAGCAAUGAAAAUGCCGUCCCUAAUAAACUAAGUUAAUAAGGGG
Messenger RNA from Harpia harpyja (harpy eagle), 5717 nucleotides. It is a transcript of the gene RUBCN, whose product is annotated as rubicon autophagy regulator. The coding region runs from base 57 to 3200 and encodes 1047 amino acids. Gene Ontology annotation, biological process: negative regulation of endocytosis; negative regulation of autophagosome maturation. Gene Ontology annotation, molecular function: phosphatidylinositol phosphate binding. NCBI's taxonomy places the organism in Eukaryota, Metazoa, Chordata, Aves, Accipitriformes, Accipitridae. The transcript is spliced from 23 exons. The record is from RefSeq and is a predicted model, not a curated record. Gene Ontology annotation, cellular component: late endosome; early endosome.